AUGUGUAGUAAAUUAAGUUGAAAAGUGUUUUGGUUACUGUAGUCAAACUUACUUCUCCUACUGUAAAUUAAUUUACGUCGUAAAAUAUCAGACUUCCUUGUAAAAUUAAUAAGUGAUUAAGUUAGUUUUGAAUGAUUGUAAGGUGUGAACUAAAUUAAGAACACUAUCUUAGAGUGUCAGGUUUAGAAAAUGUCGACUAGCGAAGUAUCUGUUGGAGGAAGCGGAGAAAUUGUUAAAAGAACGCUUAUUGGAGCUCUUCAACAGACCAGUAAGGGCGUUCUGAUAGUUGCUCUAAUCAUCGGUAAAACCGAGCCAAGACGGGUGGUGAUGAGGAAGGAUGGAGGAGAGAGGUUCGUUUCUAGUUUCACGCUGAGAGAUUCUCCCUCUGAUAUUAUAAACUUAACUCUAUGGACUUCAAGGGAGGAGGCAGAUGAGUAUCAGGAGAAGUUCAAGAUAGGAUCCAUCAUUGAUCUUAUAAAACCAAGAGUAAUAAACCGUGACUUUGGGUCCGACCAGGAGAAAUAUUCUCCAGUAGCUACCAGCCCUUUUCAACUUGGAAAUAUUGAAGGUAAAACUAUUAUCACUGAGCAUUUGGGAGACUGGAGUAGGUUUCAAAGUCUUCUUUCCAUUCCAACCAAACCCUCAGCAGGAUAUUUCAGUAUCAGUGAUAUACUUGAGUGCAAGAAACUAGUUGGGAGAAAUGUAGAUCUCUGUGUUGCUGUAAGAAGUGUUGGUCCUGUAAAAAUAUUCAAGGGGAGAGAUGGAGAGGAAAGGAAAGUGAGAGAUGUGAAACUGUUUGAUCUAACAGCUCCCUGCAUAGUGAUGAAGGUUUGGGAUAUGAAUCUUAUCGGUUUAUCAGAUUCCUGGAUUCCAAGAGAAACAAUUCUUUUCUUGGCAGACAUCAAAGUCAGUUUUGAUGAGUGGAGAGGAUGUAACUCUGUGUCCUGCACCGGAAAAACUAUCAUUACUCAGAAUCCGGAAAUAGGAGAAGCCAAGAUUCUAGCAAACCAUUGUCAAACUGCUGACUUUUCGUCCUAUUCAAGAAUGGAUGCUCUUGUUGCAAAUAUCAAUCCAUCAACCAUCAGUCAGGUUCACAAUGUGUUCUCCCUGAUGGAUGAGUUGAACAAGGUUUACCAGGACAAGGAGGGAAUGCUUCUCACCAACCUUUAUGGAUAUAUCACCAUGCUAGACAUAGACCAGGCUCAGGUUCCAACCACAUCUAGAUGUGGAUGCUGUACAAUGCCGUACAGACCAGAUGAGGGAACAGGACAUCCCUGCUGUACCAAUAUAGAUUGUAAAGAGUACAGGUGCACAUCUGCGGACAGACAUGAGCUGGUCCAGUAUGAUGUAAAGGUUGAUAUUUCUGAUGAGACUGGCACCCUUCUCAAGUGUAUGCUUCGUCCUGAAGUAUUGGAGAGAUCAUUUGGAGUGAGUGGAAGCGACUUUAUGGAAUUAUCAGAUGCAAACCGAACCUCGUUCAAGUGGGAACUGUUCCUUGUUCCUCUGAAGCUCUCACUUGCUAUCAUUCUGCCAACCCUUGACAGGCGGAACCCGAUCAUCUGUAUAGUUCAUAUAUCUCCAGUUGGGUCGGAGGAAAUAUGUUCGAAAAUGCCUUCUCCUGUAUUCCAGUAACAUCCUGAUCAGCUGCUCAGCUGUUAAUACUGUUCAUAGUUCAGCUGGGAAUCGAGGAAUCUUCAGCUGUUUAUUUAGGGGAAUAAAUUAUAAUGAAUAGCAAGAAGUAGUUAAACAACGUAGAAUAAGUUGAACCGCUUCUCUUGUGUUCCGAUUUAAGUUUAUUAGAAGUGGUUUUACACUUAGCCUACGUUAUUAAACUAUUUCUUGCUUUUUAUUAAAAUUUAGCCCGUGUUCAGUAUUAUCUAGUUAAGCUGUAAAGUGUGAUCCAGAUUAGAAACAUUAAAUCUUUCCUUAGUAUGGGCAAUCAAUUUUGCUAGAUGAACUUAAACAAAUAGUAAUCUUAUUGUUUCUCUCGUCAAUCAUUAUGAGAAAUUUGACUUAUUUAUCGGGAUCAGAGACAUAUACCAACAUUUAUGAUUCAUAUAAAUCUGUUCCAAGAUUCCUUUCAGUCAAUCAAUUCAAUAUAAUCAGGUUCUUAUUUAGAUGUUUUAAAACUUUUCUCACGUAAAAUGUUAACAGUGGUCUGUAACACUGCAAAUAUCAAUUUAUGCUAGACAUUAAACACUUUUUGAUAGUAAACAAAUUUAUGUGUUAUUUAUUAUAUAAAAAAUUUGACCAAAUGAAAUUAACCUAUGACAGUUUUUUUGUAACUAUUAGUUUUCUUAAAUGUGUUAAAUUUGAAUUUGUUAUGUAAACUCAAGCUAGUACUUAAAAUGUCAUAAUUAUUUUCAGA
Molecule: messenger RNA, 2368 nt
Organism: Eurytemora carolleeae
Lineage: Eukaryota; Metazoa; Arthropoda; Copepoda; Calanoida; Temoridae
Gene: hdm
Product: meiosis-specific with OB domain-containing protein
Exons: 17
Coding region: 190-1632 (480 amino acids)
Biological process (GO): resolution of meiotic recombination intermediates
Molecular function (GO): single-stranded DNA binding; single-stranded DNA 3'-5' DNA exonuclease activity
Source: RefSeq, a predicted model, not a curated record